Molecule: messenger RNA, 3724 nt
Organism: Pimephales promelas (fathead minnow)
Lineage: Eukaryota; Metazoa; Chordata; Actinopteri; Cypriniformes; Leuciscidae
Source: RefSeq, a predicted model, not a curated record
CUUUAUUUAAAGUUUAGUUGUCUUUUACUGCGUCGUAGUGGAUGUUCGCCAUCUUGCGGUUGAAUUUUGCGUUACAACUUAAACAAACGUGGACAUGUUUUUUUACAUCAAAUUUGACAGUUCAAGUACAACCAACCACAUUCACAACAGCAGAGACAAAAACAUAAUACAUAAGCCAUUUAGAUUUUUAAAUGACUCAACUGAGAGACACGCAUUUUGGUGAGUCCCACAGAAAGACGAGAAGUCAGAUAAAGGGUGGAGAUGUAUGACUUCACCUUUUUCUUUUUUUAUCUUCAGGUAAGCCGCUUUUCAGGAAGUUGCCUUGUAAUAAAUACACCUUCCAUACAAGCCUACCAAGUUCCCUCUCACACAAACACACACCUUUUCAAUCCUCAGUUUGACUGAUGGUUGAACUGUCAUGUUUUGGUCUCUUGAAGCCCAAUGAAGAAACAUGAAUCAUAGAAAGACGAUGCAUUUACCUCAGCUCAGCAACGAAAUGCAGCUGAACCUCAUGGACAUGGUGAAAUCGGGCAAAAUGAGUAUCGACGAAGCUGUAAAUCAGGCUAGAAGUGGCUCAGAACAGAAACAAAGGAACUUAGACCUGGAGGAAGAACAGCCGUCACAGUAUAACUUCAGUGUCCGCAAGUUCAACCGCUACAUAUGGCAGAAGCGAGUGCUGCAGAUUGAUUUCAGCACAAGCCUAAUAUGCAGCAUCGAGAAAGGCAUUGUGAAACGCCAGCUCCUCUUUUCUGAUGUGAAAAACUGUCAUGAAGCUACAGGUACCAGGUUCUCCAUUUCGUUCAGAGGUCGGUCUGACUAUGAGCUGGAAGCUGCGUCUUUAGAGGACAAGCAGAAGAUCAUGCUGCUGGUUAAUCAGAUCAUCUACAGUAACAUAUACAGCCCUCCUGUGAAUGGGUCUGUUGAAAGGAAAAGCUCACACUUGCCUCCGGACAACGUCAAAGAGGGACAGCUUUUGCUCCAGAGAGGAGGACUGGCAUCAUUCAAAUGGAAAAGAUAUGAAGCUCAUCUUCAGACUGGUCAGCUGACAUUGUGGACUGUUGCUCAGCAAUCUGCCAGCAGUAAUCCAGACGACUUGGUUUCCUCCAGUGAGACCGUCUGGACUCUCUCAGACAUUUACGACAGUGUGGAUGAUAUCAGGUGUGCUGAGGCUGAUGGGACAGCUGUUAUCAUCCAUCUCUCAGACGGUAAUGUCAGGGUGGAGACCUCCUGCACCACCGACACCUUCACGCUGAUCAACGACAAGAAUGACUUCCUGUUCCGAAUACCAAAAAGCGAAUAUAUGACCUCAGAGGCAAUCAAAUAUGAGCGAGACGCCUGGGUGAAAGCGAUCAAACAAUUAUGUGUGGACUGGAAACGAAAGUCACAACAUGAACACUUCUAUGAAGCCCCUGAAAGAGAUCUCAUUGACGGUACAAAGUCAGAAAGUAAGACACCGAACGACCGCGUGCAGGUCACGCCUCCACCAGUGCCACCGACACCGAGACCACGUUUACCCAAAACACUCCCAGCUGAGCUUGUAGACAAUCCAACAACACUAGAGCCAGAAAUCGUUUCCAUGAAAGCGUCAGAACCGAAGCCAGCCCGGACAGCAGAGUUCAGAUCUGUGCUCAAGCCAACCUCACCAGUGGCCACAUGCCCAUCACCGUCUCUGACUUUGCCUGUGCCGUCAGCAGGCCCAGGUCCUGUACCGCCCGUUCCUUUGCCCCCUCCGCUGCCCAUGAGAUCCAAGCAGCUUUCAGAGAGGACAAAAGCUUUUCAUUGGGACCCAGUGGCUCAUGAUAAGAUCGAGAAGUCAAUAUGGUCUAGCAGGAACCCCAGGAAGACUGAAAUUGACACCUCACGCUUGCUUGAGCUGUUUGGAGUGAGAGAGUUAGGCGGCCCAGACCGAUCGGAGUCCACCAGUACUAUGGAAAUCAUGUUGAAUUCAAGGAUCGCUCACAAUUUCAAUAUUUUCCUCAAAAGUUUCCCUGUGCAUCCAAAAGAGCUCAAGGACAAAUUGUUGAUUAUAAAUGAAGAGGAAGGGGGUCUCUCAGACGAGCAUAUUGCCUCUCUCAGGAGAUACGUGCCCACCGCAGAUGACAUUGAGAUGUAUAAAUUGCAUAAAGGAGACUUGACUGAACUGCAUGUGGUGGACCAGUACAUGAUGGAGAUGUGUAACAUCCCGGACCUGAGCGCCCGCCUGGACCUGCUGCUCACGCUGCGAGAGCUGCCCAUCUGUAUGGAGGACCUCACGCCGCUGAUUAUCCAGAAGAUCCGCAUGUGCCAGCAGCUGUGGGCUUGUGAGCCAUUUGUCAGUGUGCUGGAGUACCUUCUGGCCGUGGGCAAUUACCUCAACCAGAACGCAGGCAAGGACAGGACCAAGGGAUUCCGCCUCUCAUCUUUAACUAAGCUUUCUCAGCUGCGCGGGAACAAUCGGAAGUUCACCUUGCUGCAUGCCCUUGUGGAGCAGAUCAUGUUGCGAGAACCACGUUUGGCCACCUUUUUCCUGGAGCUUGCAGAAUUCGAGACUGCUUCUGGCGCUUCGGUUAAAGGUCUUACAGCUGAGGUGGAUGUUGUGAAGAACGAGUUUCAGAAGGUCAUCCAGUACAGGAAAGCACAAAAACGGAAAAACACAGCGGCCAAUCAGCACCCCAAAUUCAUCAAAGACUUGAAGAUGGCCAUCGAGAAGCAAGAGGCUGAUUUCAGACAGCUGAUGAAGAGGUGUGAGGAGAUGAGGAAGCUCUACACUGACAUAUUGGUAAAAUUCGGAGAGCCUUUGGAUCAAGACUCCCAAGAACUUUUCGGAUGGAUUUCCCAAUUUAUUAAUGACUUCAAGAAAGUAUACUCUGAAUACGCUCAAUGAUCCUGAAUCUGAUGCAGUAGGUGUUCGAUCAGUCUUGUGUGAAUUGGCACCUGCUUUCUCAAACAUUUCAAAGGUGAGAUGGAUGUCUUGUAGAAAGAGACUUACCUACAGUAUAGACCACGACCAAUGAUUUCAGGAUCUUUCCCAGUGCUGGUGAUUUGGUUUGAUUUGAUUAAAAGGAUCAUGCGGUUCUUUGAUCCGGUGCUACUGCAAAAAGCUUGGAUUGAUUUUCCAAGCAGGAGCAAACGUUUACUGGAGCCACAUAUCAUGUUUGUUCUUUUAGAGUGUAUGUAUAAUGGAUAUUAGUGACAUAUUCACAGAUGGCUGGUGUGAAAGAGGCAUUCUAGCCACUUGAAUGGUUUCCUCAUGUGUCCGUUGAAUCUCUGUGGCCUUGAAAUGUGUGUGUAUUUUCUCGAUGAUACCGAAUCGUGUCCUCGGUGGCGGUUCAGCACAGGACAUCUGCAUUUCACACUAUUCAGAACAGACCCCUCUUCAUUUCCCAUUGGAUUUCAUUCAUAAAAUGAAGAGGACGAAUUAAAGAAGAAACUUACCUUUUUGAAGUCUGAUUUGCUGCGCGUAACACUAGGAUUUCAACGCUCGUGACUUGUGAUCCUUUUGUAAUGAACAUCCGUUGCAGUUUUUCUGCCAUUGCAGAAAAUGUAAAGUCUGUCAUCUUUUACUCAUCUUCACGUCUUUCCAAACUCAUAUGACUUUCUUUCUUCUUUGAAGCACAAAAGAAGAUGCUUGGCAGAAUGUUUAAGCCGCUCUUUUCCGUUUAAUGAAGGUGUUUGGUCGCUUCUCUGCUUGGAUCCUAUUGAAUGAACUGGGCUAUCAAAGUGUCUCGCGAUUGAGCGCACGCAC